Messenger RNA from Loa loa (African eye worm), 840 nucleotides. RefSeq lists its product as hypothetical. The record is from RefSeq and is a predicted model, not a curated record. Bases 1 to 840 code for a protein of 279 amino acids. The transcript has 7 exons. NCBI's taxonomy places the organism in Eukaryota, Metazoa, Nematoda, Chromadorea, Rhabditida, Onchocercidae.
AUGGCCGAUAUAUCAUAUGUCCUCAUUAUCGCUCAAAUAAGACGUGCGGUCGGAAUUCCGGAAAAAGUACAACCGUUGCCAGGACAGAGACUACGUGACUGCUUAGAUCACCGUUUACGUCAACGUGGCCUAGUACCAUCGGCAGUGUUAUUUUUCGUGGAAAAUUCCCGAACACCACUUCCGGAUAAUUGUGAUGCUAAUUUCCUAACCGGUCAACGGAUUGUUGCACGAGUACGUAAAGGAAUGACACGAUUCGGGCGAAGUCGAACUCAACAGUCCCUAGAUAUCGAUAUCAAUGAUACAAAACCAAUCCGGAAAAACAGCGAUGACAGUGUAUCGUCUUGGAGGAGUUCGUUGGUCAAUUCAAAAAUGCUUUCGCGGAGUCGAGGCAAUAAUUUGUCGUCGUUGCAUUCGGGGAGUGGUUGCCAAGAUUAUGAGCCAAGAACUCGGAAAAAUUCACCAACAAGUCAAUCAAUACUGCUCAACAUAGCGUUAGAUGAACCGUCAUGCUCUGAAGAUUUAUCCGCGACUGCUCUGCAAGACGAUAGUGGUAUUAGUGGAACUAGACGUUUGCGCAACAUAGCUGCUACCAGUAGGAGAAGUUUAUUUUUUGGCAAGGACAAGGCCGAAAUGCUUUCACGUUUGACGUUGAUGAAAGAUGAGAUGCAGAAACCAGUACCAAUGUUCGAACUUGAACCUCACUGGACCAAUAUUGUUCGUGAUAGUGAAGAGUUAAGCAAGCAUGCAUAUGAACAGCAGGAAGCUAUUUGGGAGUUCGUCACAACCGAACAUCGAUAUUUGCAGGCAAAUUAUCUUUUUGAUAUCAAUCUCUUUUUCUAG